CAAACCAUACUUGACUGUGUACCUAGAAAUGAGAAAAUGGCUCCCAUCAAGGUCGGUCUAGUUGGCUACGGCUUCAGCACCAAGUGUUUUCACCUCCCGUACAUCCUACCCAACCCUGAUCUCCAAGUUUAUGCCUUUCUUCAGCGAGCCGAGGCGCCGCCAAAGGGCUCAGUAGUUGAGGCAGAGCAUGCACACGGCAAGAUGACCAUCAGAGGCGGGCACUGCACCGUCGAAUUUCCUGACUCCAAGCAUUACAGGACCGCCGACGACUUCUUUGGUGACCAAAAUAUUGAGCUCGUGGUGAUUUGCACACCUAAGCAUGAAGAGUUCGUCGAAGGUGCUCUGAACUCUGGGAAGCAUGUCGUCGUCGAGAAGCCAUUUGUCACUACCAGCGAAGGGGCAGACAGACUGAUCAAGCUCGCCAGGGAGAAAAAGCGGAUCCUGACCGUCUUUCAUAACCGCAGGUUCGACAGUGACUUUCUUACCUUGAAGCACCUCUUGGCCGAGGACGCCCUUGGCCAUGUUCGAGAUGCGCAGAUUCACUUUGAUUUUCCUGAUCCCAGCUGGAUCGGGGGUUGGACUCAAAAGGAGUACGUGCCUGGGGAAGGAAUGGCCUUCGGACUAGGAUCGCACACUAUCGACCAGGCUCUCAUCUUGUUUGGCACUCCUUCCUUCGUCACCGGCUUCUUUGCCUCAAACAGGGGCGUCGAAAGUGAUGUGGAUGACACUUUCACUAUUUUGAUGCAGUACUCGGGAAACAGUACCAGGAAAAACCUGCUCGUGACUAUCAAGACGUCAAUUAUCACACCCAUGCGGGACCAGCUCAAGUUCUUCGUCAGGGGCACCAAGGGCACAUAUCUCAAGUUCGGCUACUGUCCGCAAGAAGCCCGCGCCAUUGCGAAUCCAGGAAUGCCUGCCCCCGACGACCACGGAAUUGAGGACGAACGAGCGUGGGGUGAGUUGUCAACCAGGGCCCAGUUCGACGCUGCAUCACAGGCAUUUGACGAGGAAAGUAAGCUGUGGAUUGGUAAAUACCCCAGCUUGCCGGGCUACUGUCGUGGUUACUAUGAGAAUGUGGUUCAUGCCAUUCGCGGCAGUGCAGAUGUCGAAGUGAGGCCCGAGACGGCUCGAGAUGGGCUGAGAGUCAUCGAGUUGGCAAGACACUCGCAUGAGAAAGGAGUCAAGGUGCCAUGGUCGUAAAGCUGGUCCAGAUUCCUUUUUGACUGCUUACUACUGUAGCCCUUUUUUGAAGAUUCUAAACAAAACACGGUGUGUAUAUUCGGAUUCUCUUCUCUUGCUUUUGUUGGCCAUGGUCUCCUUUACAUGCCCCAUAGUCGUCAAUAUCUAGCACCAUGUACACUCGUGUCCGUAUUUGCAUCGCCCCCUACCGCCCCAACUCCAGCUGGGCCACGUAGAGCUGAUCCCUGGUCCGUCGGAUGGGCCGUGACUAUCAAUGAGUUUCCUUCUCUAACCAUGACUGCUCCAGGCGGACUAUAGUGGCUACAGUUCUGGCGAAAAUGGCCCCGCCGCAUGUUGUAAAACCUAGUGCCCUCUGUGUUGAGCAGUAUCACAUUUGAAUGAUGCCCAAAGAGCCCGGCUAUAAAGCCACUGUUGAUAACGGCUGCUUGAAGUCGCCACAAGGCCGCCAAGGUGGCAGCACCACAAGGUCCAUUUGGGACUCCUGAUCUCCCCAUUUCUCUGCAGGCUUCGUCGGC
Messenger RNA from Pyricularia grisea, 1715 nucleotides. RefSeq lists its product as uncharacterized. Bases 37 to 1200 code for a protein of 387 amino acids. Gene Ontology annotation, molecular function: nucleotide binding. The record is from RefSeq and is a predicted model, not a curated record. The transcript has 4 exons. Lineage: Eukaryota; Fungi; Ascomycota; Sordariomycetes; Magnaporthales; Pyriculariaceae.